AUGGCUUCUCGUGGGUGGGAGCGCGAUGUAGAUCUCCACCAGCGCAACGACGACCGCAGAUCAUCCGUUGAUGUUCCUUCACCUACAGAAGGUGAAAGAGACGUUGAUGGGGGCGUGACAGCGCCCGUUGGGACCCAAAAGCGGCAGCGCAACCUGUUACGCGAGUCGCAUUUGAUCUCCGCCGAGGGUUUCCAAAAGGUGCAUCGCACGUUUCCAUACCAAGUCUCAGCUGAUGUCUCAGGCCGUGAGGCCCAGGCACUGGCGUCGCUGGUGAAGAUGUACAAACAAUGGGCUUUUGAUCUGUAUCCAGGUCUGAAUUUUGAAGAUUUUGUGGAGCGGACAGAAACGUUAGGCAAGGGACGUCAGGUGCAAGCCCUCAUGAUGGAGUUAAGGGAGAAGGAGAGAUUAAAGUAUCUGAAAACGAUUAUAGAUCAAGAUGAGAAGGAUGAAAAGGCUGAUAGCGAAGGCGAGGAGGCGAUGCUAUAG
Molecule: messenger RNA, 486 nt
Organism: Plasmopara halstedii
Lineage: Eukaryota; Oomycota; Peronosporomycetes; Peronosporales; Peronosporaceae
Product: timeless-interacting protein isoform x3
Exons: 1
Coding region: 1-486 (161 amino acids)
Biological process (GO): DNA damage response; replication fork processing; replication fork arrest
Cellular component (GO): replication fork protection complex; nucleus
Molecular function (GO): DNA binding
Source: RefSeq, a predicted model, not a curated record